GUGAUACAUUAGUAUUGAAAACUUUUGCUACGCUACGCCACACUUUCAACAGGAUUGGACAAGAGAAUAUCACCAAAGAUGUCUGAAUUCACUGUUGCGAUGGUCGGUAAGACCGGCAAUGGCAAGAGCGCCGUUGGUAACAGCAUCCUCGGCCAAUACGGUAAACUCAAUGGCAGGGCAUUCGAAACGUCUUUUGCGUUCAAUUCAUGCACCCAGACAUGCGAGGAAAAAACGGAAGAGGUCAAUGGCGUCUGUUUUCAUGUCAUUGACACCCCGGGUGUGAUGGAUACAGAGGCAGAUGUGGCGACCACACUGAAAGAGAUCAAUAACUGCCGUCAACUGUGCCCCGAGGGAGUCAAUGCUCUCCUUCUUGUGACACGCUGCGACCAGAAGUUCACACUGGAGGAGGAACACGCGAUCCGUGAUCUAAAGAUCCUAUUCGGAGAAAAGCUGCUCAAAUACGGCAUCGUCAUCUUCACGCACGGGGAUGAAGUAGAGAGAGCGAUUGAGGAUGGGGAAGUUACGGAUUUGGACGAAUAUCUUCUUACUUUUCAGAAGUCAAAUGCCUUGCAUGAUGUUCUUCGCUCUGUGGACCAACGGAAAGUCCUCUUCAACAACAGGGCAAGAGGUAAUGCAGCUGAUAGACAGCGGGAUGAGCUUGUGGGUUACAUCCGGGGGAUCAUGGCCAAUAAACGGCCAUACGGAAUUCCAGAGGUCAGCGUGUUCUACAUAAGAUAUAAAGUCAACACUUGCUUCCCCGCCACUUCUACCGUGUUGAUCGAUGGCAAGCACCGCAGCAAGAUGGCAUCUCUCCAGGUCGGCACGAAGGUCGUCUCCGUCGGCCAAGAGGACACCGCACGAGCCCAGCUGGACACCGUGUACUUCUUCAGCCACGCCGCGGAGGACGUCCUGGCCCCGUUCAUCCGCAUCACGACCGCCGGUGGGAAGACCCUGCACCUGUCAGAGGGCCACUACAUCUACGUGGGGAAGGACGCCAUGAAGACCGGCGCACUGUUCACCGCUCGCGAGGUGAAGGUCGGAGAUGUGGUGCACGUGGUUGACGCGCUGGACCAGGCUCCCCGCGCUGAAGAGGUCAUCGAAGUCAAGACAGAGAUCAAGCGAGGCCUGUACUGCCCCCACACCCUGGGAGGGUCUCUCGUGGUGGACGGCGUCUGCGUUUCCACCUACACGGAGAUGUUCCCCCCUCGCGUAGCCCACGGGUUGCUGUGGCCCGUCCGUGUUCUGUACCGUAUGGCUCCCAACCUGGCGGCCAAGAUAGCACAGCCGCAGGGGGAUCAGGGAAUGCCUAAGUGGCUCGGGUGGCUCUAUGAUUAUGUGGCGUAGGUUUAGUCAGAUGGGUCAUUGUACCAUGCCAGUCUGCAGAGAUGCAGCAGAAACCACAUGGAAAAAAAGCAAAACCUCUGAUCCGAUCAGAAAACCUAAAUUUGAGAUCACAUAUUAGCAUAUUUCACCCCAUCUCCCUUCCCAUGCGCUAACAUGCAAAAGUGGACUGCUCCACAUCACCAUUUUCUUUUACAGAAAUGGACUAUCCCAAAGAGGGAAAAAUACAAUUCAUGUUAAAUAGCCUCAAAAAACAGGUAAUAAAUUUAAUGGAUUGCCUCCAAGUUAUGGGUGUGCAUGCCCAAGCACAUAACAGUACCCCAUGCACCCCAAAUAUCAAAAGUCAGCUAUGACUUUGAUGUAAUUACAUGAGUCUAGCAUGAUAUUUGCAUUUCUAUAAAGAAAAAAAAAUUAACAAUGUCAUUAUCAUUUCGAAGACACGCAAUUGUAAAGUGAAAAAAAAAUUGUAAAAAUGCUACUAGUUAUCUAGUUUGAAGAUUAAGGCAUGCAGGUUAAAAAAUAAACAUUUUGUCCAGAAAAUAAAUAAUAUCCAGAAAAGCCAGGCCCAGAAACACAAGUGAGAGAGCUUUUGAUCAAGAUGGCCGACAAAAGGUAAACAUUUACACAACUUCUCCCUGAUAAUGUAGGAAUGUAAACAUGAAAUCUGAGACCCACACCAUGUAGAAUAAGGGAAAAGGAACAAAUUUUAUUUGAUGACUCAGUGGGUCACCCCAAUAGACAUGUUUGUGUCAAUUACAAAUAAUGAUUAACAAGCUUACAGGGCCCUGGUACUAAACCACAUAAUGAUACCAUAUCACCUUCAUCUUGAUGUUGAAUCUAGCAAAUAAAUCACUCAACAGUGCAUAUAAAACAAGUAAGCUCUGCAUAAAAAGCUUCAUGUAUGACCGUAGCAUUGUACAUUUUCUGAAGAAAUGGAGUUGAUUAUACUUCUUUUUGUUGUUGAAAAGCUACUUUACAGCAGUCCUGUAAAAUUACAUUGUAUCAAACCCAAACACCUGAAAUGAUGUUUAA
Molecule: messenger RNA, 2373 nt
Organism: Branchiostoma belcheri (Belcher's lancelet)
Lineage: Eukaryota; Metazoa; Chordata; Leptocardii; Amphioxiformes; Branchiostomatidae
Exons: 4
Coding region: 79-1344 (421 amino acids)
Biological process (GO): protein autoprocessing
Molecular function (GO): GTP binding
Source: RefSeq, a predicted model, not a curated record